AUGCCAGGAAAGGUGAUGGGAUUAACAAGGGCCCAGAUUUCAACUCCUUCUGUCCACCUUAAGGGGUUCAGAAAAACCAGGAAAAUCUCGGAGAGGAGCAAUGGCUCUCUCAUUUGCAUCCUUCAGGCCCUCUCCUUUAUCAUCUUCAUCUGUUACAUUGCCUCGACAGCUGCAGCUUUCAUGAUGGUGCCUUUACUGACAUUUCUACUUGCUUUGUGCUUUUUGGUUUCGUAUUCCCUGAAGCUUGAUGAGAAGUUCCAAGGCAUCUAUUGGAUUUUAGUGGAUUUUUUGUGUGGAAUUAUUGCUGCUAUCAUAUAUUUUGCCAUCUCAAUUGCUGCUGUUUCAAAAUAUUCGGACACGGCAUCGAAGGCAGCGGGGGUAUUUGGCUUUAUUGCUACUGUUGUCUACUGUGCCUACGUCUAUUUCACCUUUAACAGCCUGGCAACGUUUCUGAAGCAAGGAGAUUCCUCUGAUGCCCCCAAGCCACAGAAAUCAGAAGAUGACGACUCAGAUUCAGAUUCAGACUGAAACACGGUAUUGAUGAAUGGCAGAACCUUGAUGGAAAAAAAGCAAGGAAUGUUUUGAGUAUUUUAACCUUUUCAGUGAACUUUACAAAUGGGUAUUACUACAAAUGGGAUCACCAAAAUCAUGCUGGGAAUAUUAUAAUCUCUAUAAUUUACCCAGGAAAACUUGAUCUGCUGCUGUUUGAGCCUCAUUCAGCAUUGAAGUACACUUUUCCAGCUGAACCCUUUCUGAACAGACUCCAUAUGUUAUCAAAGGUGUACAUAAAGUCAUUACAUCAGACGAGCAUGGAGCUUUUUCAGUAGUAGACACAGAAUCCUGAUCAAGCUUACAAACUUCAAUAGCUUUUUUAAAAGAGUUUUCUACUUAUACUGAGAUUUUUGUUCUUGAGUUGAAAAGACAAUAGCCUGAUUAUCUGUUAGGAGGUAUAAAAAGGGCCUUUGUUAUUGCUUUUAAAAUUUAGAUCCAGUUUAAACUCGGCAAAUUCAACAAUCAUGAAAAUAAAUUUAAAUCCCUAAUGAAUAAAACCAAGUCUAUAAGAAAAGUAGAUCAACGUACAGGUGAAAGCAAUUCUCGGUCUUCUGUAUGUUAAGUCCCACCCAUCAUUCUAUGAAAGAAUCUCACUCUUACCAUGGUAGAAACAAAAAAAACACCACUCCUCCAUUUACAGGUAUUCUGUUAUUUAUCUUUUAUAAGUUUUAAAGACUGGAAAUUUCAGUGAUUGGCCCUGUGUCACAUCUGUGACUCAGUUGAGAACAGCUACAUUAAAGCACUCAAAGGCUUUAAACUUUUAAGAAAGAUGCUUCCUUAAAAGCAUCUGUCAGAUAUUCAGUGCACUGCUUGAAAUAAUUAUGUGCCUAGACAUAACCAGUCCUCAUGUUAACAGAUCAUUCCUCAAGGAAGAUAUAAAUGCAGUGAAGGCUCUGUCUCUUCUCUCACAACUUUUGCGAUUGCCCACCUAGCUUCAUGAAACCAGAAGUACCAAAGCACAGCCUGGACAGUGAUCACACAAUGUCUAGGCCUUUGACAGCCACACCAGUAAUUACGAGGAAUAAUGAAAUAUAGAAAACUAUGGGAGAUACAGUGGUGCUUUUCUGAAGAGAAGAUAAGGUAUACGUGUUCUCUUGCUCCAAAACUAGAAUUACCAAAUGGAUUCUCAGGAAGAAGUAUGAUGUGUGAACCAGGCAUACAAUUCCUGCUUCUACCUUUUUCUCCCAUGUGUAUGGUAAGUCCUUGCUUAACAACUGCCCUGUUUAGCAACCAUUCAAAGUUACCACAGCACUGAAAAAGUAACUUUAUGACU
Molecule: messenger RNA, 1825 nt
Organism: Python bivittatus (Burmese python)
Lineage: Eukaryota; Metazoa; Chordata; Lepidosauria; Squamata; Pythonidae
Source: RefSeq, a predicted model, not a curated record